GGAUGAGCAAAAGUGAGGAAGAUCAAGUGAAAAACUAAUUAGUAAGAUAAAGGGAAAGGGCACAAAAUAAAAAAAGCAGCGGUUUUUCCGGUGCAAAGGCCUUAACAGGAGAAAGAAUGUGGUGCAUACGUGGCAAGAGAUUGAUCGUUAGAUCAGGAACAGAAAGCAAAAAGACGAGGAUGAGCAUGGCAAACAAUUCGUGAUGGGAGAGGUGACAGGCAUCCACAUAUAGAGAAGAGAUGGAAGAAAGAGAGACAGUUAAGUCGGUGAGUGAGUGAAAGAGUUCAGUUUUUUAAGAUUUAGAUAAAAAGAGAGAGUUGUUUAUUUCUAGGCACAUAAGAAGAGCUGCUCAGAGCCUAAAAAACACAAACUCAAAACCAGCAGUAAGUCACAGAGAGAGAGAGAGAGAGAUGGGGUGAUUGAAGAAAGAGAAAGUUCAAGAGCAUGGCGGCUAUUGCAGAUAGAGAGCUGUAAUCCUAAGAAAAUAGUAGCUACAAACACCAACACAUACACUUUGAUUGAGAAAGAAGAUCCAACUUGAAGAAAAGAGUUGGAAGACCGUUCCUCAAGCGUCCUCUCUCUAUUUCAACUCUGAGAUACAAGACAAACAACUUUCGACGAAAAUUUCAACUAUCGAAGUUUCAUUACUCAUAAUUUUCGUAUAAUAUCUUCUACUUUUAUAAUUAAACUAGUGAGAGGCUCUGAUAUUGAGUAAAUGUCAUAAUUGGGGAGUAUUUCAGAUAGAAAGCAAAACCAAAUGGCUGGGUUUUUCUCUUUAGGUGGUAGCAGUAGUGGAGGAGCUGGAGGGAGAGCAGGCAACAACAUUUAUCAAGACCUUCACCAAAAUAUUAACCCACCAAACGCAAUUCCAAUUGAUGCUUGGUACUGGUACAGAAACAACGAUAAUCCUUACCAGGGUUUAGAGCUAUUUCAACAUCAAGCUCAACACCUGCAGCAACGACAACAGCUUCAACAACAGCAAGAUCUUUACUCAACAGCAGCUGGUUUAGCCGUGGGACCAAGCAAGAAUGCAAUCAACGUGGUUGACGAUUCACCGUCAAGAUCGACGCCGAUGAGAGGUGGUAGAGUAGGGAGCUCUAGUUGUCAAGACUGUGGUAACCAAGCAAAGAAAGAUUGCUGUCACAUGCGGUGCAGAAAUUGUUGUAAGGCCCGUGGCUUCGAUUGUCCGACCCAUGUUAAAAGCACCUGGGUCCCUGCUUCCAAACGACGCGAGAGGCAGCAACAAGUUGCUGAAAUGCAAAAACAAAAGCUAGAAGAACGUUUGCAACAAGAAGAGCAAGCUCGUCGAGGGAAUUCAAAGAGGCAGAGAGAAAAUCCAAGCUCUUCUUCUUUUGCCUCAGGGUUAGAAGAAGGAGAUUUUCCUGAGGAAGUGAGCUUUCAAGUGGCAUUCAGAUGCGUCCGAGUGACAAGCCUUGACGAUGAUGAGGACCAAUAUGCUUAUAAAACGGCCGUAACCAUAGGAGGCCAUCUCUUCAAGGGUAUUCUAUACGAUCAAGGUCCGGAUAAUAACUACACCACUGGUGAGAGCUCUACCGGUGGUGGAUUUCAGGGCUCUGCGGCACUAAAUUUCAUUCCUGCUGACCCCGUCACCACCCCUUCAGCAACCGUUUCCGCCACUGUAACUGGGGGUCUUGUUACAGCUCCUUCUUCCUCGUAUCUUGAUCCUUCUACUUUAUACCCGACUCCGCUCAACACUAUUAUGGCUGGUACGCAAUUCUUCCCCAGCCCAAGGUCCCCUUAGAGCUCCGUGUGCUCAUUAUCUCUUGGUUACUAUUUGUCUUCCAUGCUUUCACCGUUAGAUUAAUAUGUGUUUAUGUUCAUGUUAAUUUUCAAGUAGAUGUGGUAUGAUUGAAACUUGCCUAAGUAUUAGGUCUCAAUUAAGGGCUAAAACUUUGAAGGACGAGAGAAAAACACUAAUGAUGUUUAAUUCUCCACUCCAAAUUCAAAGUUUUAUUUCUCAUUAUCUUGUUAUAUAUAAAUAUAUUUAUAUUCUCCCUAAGAUUACUGUUCUCUCAGUAAAAUAUAUUGUGUUUUUGUGUGAAAUUGGCAGACAUCAAAUGUAGCCUAGGAGCAUGGUGUGUUUGUUCUCUGUUUAUUUCUUUUUUAAUAUAGACUUUUAUUAUUUUGAA
Messenger RNA from Mangifera indica (mango), 2150 nucleotides. Its product is annotated as protein SHI RELATED SEQUENCE 1-like. The record is from RefSeq and is a predicted model, not a curated record. Gene Ontology annotation, cellular component: nucleus. Lineage: Eukaryota; Viridiplantae; Streptophyta; Magnoliopsida; Sapindales; Anacardiaceae. Bases 758 to 1762 code for a protein of 334 amino acids. Gene Ontology annotation, molecular function: DNA binding; DNA-binding transcription factor activity. Gene Ontology annotation, biological process: positive regulation of DNA-templated transcription. The transcript is spliced from 2 exons.